This is a messenger RNA of Hordeum vulgare subsp. vulgare (domesticated barley), 2671 nucleotides long. Its product is annotated as calcium-dependent protein kinase 22-like. Gene Ontology annotation, molecular function: calmodulin binding; calcium-dependent protein serine/threonine kinase activity; ATP binding. Gene Ontology annotation, cellular component: cytoplasm; nucleus. The coding region runs from base 523 to 2187 and encodes 554 amino acids. The record is from RefSeq and is a predicted model, not a curated record. The transcript has 6 exons. NCBI's taxonomy places the organism in Eukaryota, Viridiplantae, Streptophyta, Magnoliopsida, Poales, Poaceae. Gene Ontology annotation, biological process: intracellular signal transduction; protein autophosphorylation; peptidyl-serine phosphorylation.
UCAACGCAAGAUCUGGCCCCCGGUGAAAACCCGCAAAAAAUUCGCCGGACGGCUGAGCUGGAGAGGGGAUUAGAUGAAAAUCCAAUCAACCGAAGGAAGGAGGCAGUUGGCUCAUCCGGAGACGGAGGAAGAGAGAGAGAUGUUCGCGCGUGUGAAACUGAUGCGAGAAUCGGAGCGAUGUGUUAGUCUCCGUUAAUCUCCAGAAUGUCUGAUGGGACGAGGCCUCUCACAUGACCGUGGGCCUAGACAGGCCGGCCCGGCCGGGUUUCUCCCGUACACACAACAGGCCGUACGGGCCACGCAAGCAGUGGCGCGCGCUCGUCGAGUCCGAGACCAGCGGCCGACCGCGCAGACCGGUGGCGUCCCUCUUUCCCUCCUUCCCUUCCACCCCGCCCGUGCGUGGCGCGCACACGCAGGCAGGAACGCGCGAACGGAGCCGAGGCAGGGGGCGCGCGCUGAGGCGGAGGCGGAGGCGGAGGCAAGCACCCGGCGGCGUCCGUCGACUGGCCGUGCGACGGCGCCAUGGGUGGCUGCUACUCUGUCAUCGCGGCCUCCAGGAUGCUGGCCCGGAGGCGCGCCGCCGCCGCCAUCAUGCCCGUGGCCGGCGCCGACGACUGCCCCCCGGCGGACGACGCCGCCAACAGCGGCAGCGCAAGCAAGAAGAAGCGCAGGUCGACCAAGUGGAGGCGGAGCGCGCCGAUCCUGGGCGGCGGCGGCGGCGGCGACGACGACCAGUGCGUGCCGGGCGCCGGCGGUGAGUGCUUCGCCAAGCGGUACCGGCUGGGCGCGGAGCUGGGGCGCGGGGAGUUCGGGGUGACGCGCCGGUGCGAGGACGCGGCCACGGGGGAGGCGCUGGCGUGCAAGACCAUCCGCCGCAAGCGGCUCCGCCGCGCCGCCGACGCCGAGGACGUGCGGCGGGAGGUGGAGAUCCUGCGGCGCAUGUCGGCGCUGGAGGGCGCGGAGGGGACCGUGGUGCGGCUCCGCGAGGCCUGCGAGGACGCCGAGGGCGUGCACCUGGUGAUGGAGCUCUGCGAGGGCGGCGAGCUCUUCGACCGCAUCUUCGCCCGGGGACACUACACGGAGCGCGCGGCCGCCAAGAUCGGCCGCACCAUCGCCCGGGUCGUGCAGCUUUGCCACGACAACGGGGUCAUGCACCGGGACCUCAAGCCCGAGAACUUCCUCUUCGCCGGCAAGGAGGAGGACUCGCCGCUCAAGGCCAUCGACUUUGGCCUCUCCGUCUACUUCCAGCCCGGGGAGCGCUUCACCGAGGUGGUCGGCAGCGGGAUCUACAUGGCGCCGGAGGUGCUCAUGAGGAGCUACGGCCCGGAGGCCGACGUCUGGAGCGCCGGCGUCAUCCUCUACAUCCUCCUCUGCGGAGUGCCUCCUUUCUGGGGAGACACCGAUGAGCGCAUCGCUGAGUCGAUAAUCCGGGGUGAAAUCAACUUCGAGAGGGAGCCAUGGCCCAAGGUCUCCCACACUGCAAAGGACCUUGUCAAGAAGAUGCUUGAUCCGGACCCUGCUACCCGCUUGACGGCAAACCAAGUCUCUGAGCAUCCGUGGCUCAAGAACGCCGACAAGGCUCCGAAUGUGUCGCUUGGAGAGCUUGUCCGAUCCAGGCUUAAGCAAUUCUCAUCCAUGAACAAGUUCAAAAAGAAGGCACUCGGAGUCGUUGCCAAGAGUUUACCGGCGGAGGAGAUCGAGAACUACACUCAGAUGUUUCAAACGAUGGACAAGGACAAGGACGGUACUUUGACGCUUGAGGAGCUCAAGGAGGGCUUGCGGAUAAACGGUCAUCCUGUUCCUGAGUCAGAGAUACAGAUGCUGUUAGAAGCUGGUGACAUAGAUGGAAAUGGCACCUUAGACACUGAGGAGUUUGUGACAGUCUUACUUCACAUCAAAAAAAAGAGUAAUGAGGAGUACCUACCUGAAGCUUUCAAAUACUUCGACAAAGAUGGCAAUGGAUAUAUUGAAAUGGAGGAAUUGAUGGAGGCUUUAGGUGAUGACGAACUAGGCCCAGAUGAGCAAGUGAUUAAAGACAUUAUACGUGAUGUUGACACGGACGAGGAUGGUCGCAUUAGCUAUCAGGAGUUUGAAGUGAUGAUGAGAUCUGGCUCAGAUUGGAGGAAUGCUUCUCGGCGCUACUCAAGAGCAAAUUUCAGCAACCUCAGUCAUAGGCUGUGCCAAUGACUUCUAUGAAACAAGACCGAUCCAAGCAGCAGCUAACCCACUGAGUGAAUCAAAUAGAAAGUAAGCAUCAGUAGAUGACCUAAAACUCAAUUCGGAUUACUGGGUUUGGAGGACAUCCGGAUUUAAAGAAUAGCCCAUAACCCAGUUGCUUGGAUGACAGAGUUCCUCAAGCAGAAGCAGAAAACCCAAUGGCAUCGUCCUUUGUACUGAAACCAAAAUAUUUCACACCUAGGAUACAUACUAAUGACUUAGGUACGGAGAGAUGUAAGGGAAGAAAAGCACUUCCCAAAUUUUGACAUUUUACUACUGUGUCAAAUUUUAAAAGAAGUUGAAUCCAAUAGAAACAAAAAUUUCAUGGAUCAACAUUACGAAUUGUCAAAAGGAGCAUCCCAAUUUCCAUCCUGUAUACUUUGUGUAAUGAACUGAUACAUGGCAUGCCAAGUUGUCAUGAACUCCAAUGAGAAUGGAGAAGUUCAGAAGAAAA